Messenger RNA from Aureococcus anophagefferens, 638 nucleotides. RefSeq names its product expressed protein. The annotation marks the transcript as partial. The record is from RefSeq and is a predicted model, not a curated record. NCBI's taxonomy places the organism in Eukaryota, Pelagophyceae, Pelagomonadales, Pelagomonadaceae. The transcript has a single exon.
AUGGUCGCCUACGUCGCCAAGAUCGCGCUCGCGGACUGGGCCGCGCGCGAGGCCGUCGAGCGCGUCUGGAUGGGCCGCGAGCACGUCGCGUCGCUCGUGCCGCCGCUCACGCGCGCGCCGGACGUCACGCUCGCGUCCGCGUCCGCGACGACGCUGUGGCUCCGGUGGCGGGCCGUGCCCUUCGACGCGAAGCGCCAGCUCUGCGACGCGACCUUCGUGCUGUCGAUGAAGGGCGGCUUCCGCGCCUUCGCCAGGGGCGACCGCGUCGACGUCGAGUACGAGCCGAAGCGGCCGGGCGGCGGCGGCGGCGCGGACUCGCCGAGCCGCGACGACGCGUCGCUCGCGAGCACGGCGACGCUCGACACGUGGGACGGCGCGCGGCCCCGCGAGCGCUUCGACGCGACGGUCACGGCGGACCACCUCGACGGCCACUUCUCCGUGCUCUACGACGACGGCACGCGCGAGGCGCGCGUGCCCCGGCGGCGGCUCCAGCUCAAGGACGACGGGCCCUGGCACAUCGUCCACUACGGGCCGGAGAACCACUACGCCGUCGAGGCCCUCGUGCCGGACAAGUUCGUCGCCGCCGAGCCGGGCAUCGCGGUCUCCGCCAAGUUCAUGCUCCAGACGACGGGCACGGA